CGCGGCCCGGAGCUGCGGCGCGCGGCUCACUGCCAGCCUGGGGGCGGGGGCUGACGUGGCACGAGGCCUCUGCAACCCCAGAACCCCCGACCCCGGCCCCCACGCCGUCGCCGAUUCCCGGCCCUCUCGGUCCCGCGCUGCCCCCUUAAAAGCUGGGGCCAAGCACAGGAACGGCAGGCGUUGCAGCCAAUGAUGUCGCUCACGGUGAACCUGACACCCAAUCAAAAGGCGCGGCUGCUAGGGAACGGGUGGGAAGCACGCCUGACUCCAGGUGACUCCGGGCAGGGAGGGGAACGUGUCUCCGUCAGCUGAUCGAGUCCCGUGCAACCGGCGAGUUAUCGGGGACGAAGCUGCGGGAGCGCGCGGACAGUGGCCAGCCCCGGAAUAGUUGUGUGCUGCAGCCACGAAGGAGGGUGAUGGAAGGGCGUCAGGAGGCUGGGAAGGAGAACAAGAGAAAUGCACCCGCUUUGCCCACAAGUCAAUGCCUCUUGGGACUAAAAGCGGUGAAUGGUCUCAGGAACCCCUCAAAAGGGGGCGAGAACAUCUUGUCUAACUCUCUUUAGGCCCUGAUGAAAGGGUACCUGAAGUAACCAGCUGGGGAAGAGGUAAGCUGGUAGCUAAGAAAGGAUUUGGGGGUCUGGAAUUGAGACACUGGGUUCACAUCUGGUCCCGCCACUUGGCCGCUGUGUGAUUUCAGAAAAGUUAUUUCACCUCUCUGGUGGUCUGCUUCCGUAUCUAUGAAAUGGGGAGCACUCUGGCUGCUUCUGAGGUUGGAAGUGUGGGAAAGGGUUGUAGUAAUUGUAAGGCCCCGAGCAGUGACUUAUCAGGAUCCCUCUAGGGGUAGCUGGUGACCCCGGGGCAUUGGAGAAGCAGUGCUGCUGAGGUGGGCUUUGCAGGAGGACCUGAAGUCGGAGGUGAGGAUGUGGGUAAGGGGCUGCGGUCAGUCAUGUCCGAAACCUCCCCUCCCCGGCAGCCCUCCUCCAUAUCAGUGGACCCGCAGGGAGACAGCUCCUUACAGGUGGAGAUCUCUGAUGCAGUGAGUGAGCGGGACAAGGUGAAAUUCACUGUUCAAACCAAGAGCUGCCUCCCUCACUUCGCCCAAACGGAAUUCUCAGUUGUGCGGCAGCACGAGGAGUUCAUCUGGCUCCACGAUGCCUACGUGGAAAAUGAGGAGUACGCCGGCCUCAUUAUCCCCCCAGCCCCUCCAAGACCAGACUUUGAGGCUUCGAGAGAAAAGCUGCAGAAGUUGGGCGAGGGGGACAGCUCCAUCACGCGGGAAGAGUUUGCCAAAAUGAAGCAGGAGCUGGAAGCGGAGUACCUGGCAAUCUUCAAGAAGACAGUUGCAAUGCAUGAGGUCUUUCUGCAACGCCUGGCGGCCCACCCCACCCUGCGUCGAGACCACAACUUCUUUGUCUUUUUGGAAUAUGGCCAGGAUCUCAGUGUCCGAGGAAAGAACAGGAAGGAGCUCCUUGGGGGAUUUCUGAGGAAUAUUGUGAAGUCUGCAGAUGAAGCCCUCAUCACCAGCAUGUCAGGGCUCAAGGAGGUGGAUGACUUCUUUGAGCAUGAGAGGACCUUCCUGCUGGAGUACCACACCCGGAUCCGGGAUGCCUGCCUGCGGGCAGACCGUGUCAUGCAGUCCCACAAGUGCCUGGCAGAUGAUUAUAUCCCUAUCUCUGCUGCACUGAGCAGUCUGGGAACACAGGAAGUCAACCAGCUAAAGACGAGCUUCUUCAAAUUGGCAGAACUCUUUGAACGACUAAGGAAGCUGGAAGGCCGAGUGGCCUCUGACGAGGACCUCAAGCUGUCAGACAUGCUGAGAUACUACAUGCGAGACUCACAGGCGGCCAAGGACCUGCUGUACCGGCGGCUGCGGGCACUGGCCGACUACGAGAACGCCAACAAGGCACUGGACAAGGCACGUACUAGGAACCGGGAGGUGCGGACCGCGGAGAGCAACCAGCAACUGUGCUGCCGACGCUUCGAACGCCUCUCUGACUCAGCCAAGCAGGGUAAACCCCAUGGCUCCGCAACCCCUGCCACUGGGCAGCCUACCCUGCCAGGGUCCCCACUUCUCCCCCCUCCUCCCCAGAGCUCAUGGAUUUCAAGUCCCGCCGUGUGUCCUCCUUCCGUAAGAACCUCAUCGAGUUGGCAGAGCUGGAGCUCAAACACGCUAAGGGAGGUGGGACCCAAGACACUUGGGUCUGAAGUCCUGGACUCUACCUGGCUUGGCCCCACCCUGGACUUCAGUCACAUCUGCAGGAGGCCAAAGGCUUAACUUGGCUUCUGACUCACAGCAGCCACUGCACCCAGCCCUCACAGAUGAAUCAGCCAUCCAUGAAAGAAGGUAGAGAAAAACUGAAGAAAACCUCACAGACAGACUAAACAGCUCAAGAGGCAAUUUGUAACUUGCAAGCUCAUAGCCUCCAUUAGGCAGGACUGAGCAGGGAGUCAGGGAAUGGGUCUCAGCGACCAGGGACCCACCUGUACAAAUGCUAUGGGCUUAAGAGCUCAAGCACGAAGCCCCUUCUGCUCAAGGGACUCCUGUGACUGGCAGCAGGUGCGCCCUGGCUCAGCCACCUCAACAGCCAGUUUGGCACCAGCUGUGGCACCACCUAGGAGUGUCAGAGGGAGGCUCUGCCAGUUGCUGGGGCCAAGUAAGGAGGGGGUGGGUGGAGCUCUGGUAUAGGAAAGAGAUGCUGCUCAUUAUCUCAGCACCCCCCCCCCCCCCCGACAAGGUCCCUGGGGCCCCAACCCUAAAACAAACAUCCCAUUAGUGAGCCUUUUUAUUGUCGUGUGUGUGUUUGUUUUUUUUUUUAAUUGAAGGUCCCUUACUGGUCCUGCCUCCAUGAGUGGCGAAGACCAGGGGCAAAAGGGAGGGGAACCAGCGGCGCGAGGAGGGGUCAUCUCCACAACAUUCCAUU
Molecule: messenger RNA, 2921 nt
Organism: Acinonyx jubatus (cheetah)
Lineage: Eukaryota; Metazoa; Chordata; Mammalia; Carnivora; Felidae
Gene: SNX32
Product: sorting nexin 32
Exons: 12
Coding region: 947-2275 (442 amino acids)
Cellular component (GO): endosome
Molecular function (GO): phosphatidylinositol binding
Source: RefSeq, a predicted model, not a curated record